Molecule: messenger RNA, 1414 nt
Organism: Arabidopsis arenosa
Lineage: Eukaryota; Viridiplantae; Streptophyta; Magnoliopsida; Brassicales; Brassicaceae
Source: the annotation of a GenBank genome assembly
CUUUUUACACAAGCAACCAAACCCUAUUUAUACUAACUUCAAAACCCUAUUACUAAAAGACCAAAUAUUACGUAAACUUCAGAACCCUAUGGAAACUCCUAAUCCUCUCACCUUGUCGGCACUCCCUCAUGAUUUGCUGAGAAGUAUUUUUGAACGAUUGAGCUUUGCGGAUUUCCAUCGCGCUAAGAUUGUGUGUUCAACCUGGAAUUCGAUUUCGAAACAAACAGUUCCCAAGGAAAUCAGAUCUCCAUGGCUAAUACUAUUUCCAGAUGAUGGAGUUAAUGGUUGCGUGUUGUACAAUCCAGACGAAGACAGAAUUUACAAAUCAGUGAGAGACUUCUCAGGGACUAUAUUCCUUGCAAACUCGGGUAAUUGGUUUCUUGUAAUGGAUUCUAAAUCCAAUCUCUAUCUCAUAGAUGUGUUUAGCGAGAAUAGGAUCGAUCUUCCGCCUCUAGAAUCUCUCAUGUCAGAUAAUUUUACUUUCGAGCGAAAAGGAGAUAAGAAAUUCAGAUGGCAAGUAACUAAUCUCCCUGACGCUCUAAUUGUUAGAUAUCCAAAAGCUGAAGAGUUAAGAGGUCUUUUGUGGGUAGAUGAGAAAACGGAAGAGUUUGUUGCAGUUUGGUUCUUCGAAUACUCUUGCAACUUUUUAGCCUUUCACAAGAAAGGCGAUGAUCAUUACCGUCACAUUCAACUACAAUCUGUCCUCCCCGAUGUGUUUGUAAGCGUAUCUGAUAUUGUACUCCGUGGUUACUUUCUUUACAUCGCUCGUUCUACUGAUUACAUUCAAAUCCUCGAUUUGUCUAAACAACAAGGUUUCGAGGAUGUUACUCAAAAUGAUUCAUUCAACAUGUUAUCACGAUCUGGACCAUGGGGUUAUCAAAUAAUUUUAAGAAUUGUGGUUACAACAUCAGGAGAGGUUUUGGUGGUUAUAAACAAUCUUUACGAGACAAAUAUUGAAAGCCGCAAGAGCUUCCGCCUCUUCAAGAAGGAUCCUAUUCCACACCCAAAUAAACACUACAACUCGCUUGUUGAGGUAGAUUCUCUAGGUGAUGAAGAGGCUCUGCUUCUUGACUUGGGCAUCACUGUGCCUGGUAUCGAACCAAACUCCAUUUAUUUUACUCGUUAUGACCGUGUCUUUCACCAGUGGGAUUUGAGAGAUUCGAACCUGGACAUCUGUGUGUUCAAUCUCGAAACCAAGACCCUCAAACGCUUCCCUAGUCUCUCCGACAUGAAGCUCAAAGAUGCUCGAUGGUUUCUCCCUUGCAUUUGAAAUUCUUAACUUUUCCUUUAUUUUCUAUGUCUAUUAGCUCUUUUUGUUGUUGUUCCUAAUCCUUUUGGUGCUUUUGGUUCUGAUUAUAACUAUGAGAAUGCUGGCUUUAGGCGAUACUUGCUGGACUAAAGAAUUUAGAAAAGA